Messenger RNA from Auanema sp. JU1783, 4569 nucleotides. The record is from the annotation of a GenBank genome assembly. NCBI's taxonomy places the organism in Eukaryota, Metazoa, Nematoda, Chromadorea, Rhabditida, Rhabditidae.
AUGAACGUCCCAUCGGAUGAUUGGGAUGCUAGAGUCUACAACAACAUGAAUUACAUAAGGGAUCACGACAAUGCUUCCUUUGAAGACUCAGAGCGAUUCGAAGACGAUUCUGAAUGUUCUUUCAUUUCCUCAGAAGGAAGCAUCAUUCAAAAUUGGAGAGGAUGGGACAAUGGCACAGGAUCCUCCUUGUUGAAUUACCAUUGCACCUCCGGUCGUUACUCCUCGGCAUCAAAUAAUACUGUUGUGCCUCUUAAUAGAAGCUUAUGUGCUGAGCAAAAAGCUCCUGUUAAUCCAUCGACUCUGCUCGAGUUGUCGGCAAAAGUAUGUGCACGAUCGUUAUCGUUUGAACAGCUAGAAUUACAUUGGAAAGAAAUUAACAGAAAAAGAGAAGAAGAAAGUUCUGAUUAUUUAAUCCCAUCAUAUUGUAUACCAGAGAAUCUUAUUUUAACAAUUAUUCAAUAUUGCUUCCCCACAUCUAUGGAUGAUAUCCGCUUGUAUUGUUGUCUAGCCAACGGUAAUGGCAAUGAGUUUUCAAAUGGAGAUACUAUAUUCAGCUGUGGUGCUGUGAAAGAUGUAGUUCAAAUCGGAUAUUUAAUAACCGCGAAAAUUUCGGCGGUGCCACAGAAGGAGAGAGCUAGUCUCCCGCUUGAUAAACCUGGAAAAGAGUAUGAUGUGGCUAUUCAGCUUGACCGAGGUCGAAUCGUUGGUUGUAAAUGUACAUGUGGAAAACGACCACCUUGGUGUUUACAUGUUGUUGCUGUCUGUUAUCAUCGUAUUUAUCGCUCAUCAGAGGUUCAGUAUAGGAAGCCUAUAUGGGACUCCAUAAACGAACUGAAUCAUGAAGAGUUGAAGAAAAUGGUCCAGUUUUUUAUUCAUCAGAUUCCUUGGGAGUAUCUUUCUACUGCUCAAAAACUGCUUGAUGGGUUGAAAGCUCCGAAUUCUGAGAUUAACAAGUCGAUUGGGGUUCCUGAUCCAACUGACGGAGGCCAUGAUGAGGUUCCCAGAUGGACUUUCAGUGAACAGGAUGUUCAUUUCAAGAUUAGGAAGCUUUUACACGUUUUUUGUAUACCAUCUCCUGUUGUUUACUCAGACGUCAGAGCGAUGAGUUCUCCUAUUUAUAGUCAGCACCCCAUUGCCCAAGAAUGGAGAACUCUUCGUAAAUGCAUGCGAGCCCGCGAGCCCGAAGGCUUGUGGAACUUGAUUUCUAUUGUAAAAGAAAUGUUCUCAAGGAGAGAUUCUAAUGCUAUGUCAGUACUUCGAAUCAUAACAGAGGAAUGCUUAGCCAAUAGUCAGGUUCUUACGUGGUGGUAUAUAACAAGGCUUUUGCACACCAACGAAUGGGUUCAAUACUGCCAACCAAAAAAUGAGAGUGCAGAGAAGAGUAAUCAAAUAAAUGCAUGUCUUUUGAUGGAAGAAAUCGUGUCGUUAUGGAAAACGUCGUCUUUAGACCCUUCUUUAAGCGAUGAAAAUAAAACACAGCUCUUCACAUUACUCCAAAACUAUCACAGACUUGCUGUGAAACGUAUUUGGAAGUUCAUCAAAGAUACAGACAUGGAUGAUACUGGGCAAAAAUCUGUACAGUUCUUCUCUGGUUUAUCGAAGAAAGGACAAUCUGAACACUCCUUGACGCUGCAAACAGCGAAGUUCACAAUGAAAGAGUUUCCUGGUUUCCAUCCCGCAUUACAUGCCUGUUGGACUCUGCCUAUUCUCCGAGUUGCUCAAGUCGAAGAUGUUCCCUCAACAAGCUCAAUUGUCACUGAUUGGACUGUUGACACUUGCAUCCCCUUACAAUUCGGUAACAGCUCAGAUUUCCAAACCACGGGAAAGAACAGACGUGUACCUCGUCCUAUUGGUCGUGGUACGAGGAGAGUGUCUCCAGAUGAAGAAAGCUCCGAGUCUGGACAAGAAAGCGAGCACGAUGCUGUCGGUGGAAACGAUGCACCGGGAGGAUUCCCGCAGGAAGAACUUGAUAGCGUAUUAGCAGCUUCAUAUUUAGCCAUGGAACCAUUAGAUAUGAGGUUCAUAAAAUGUGAAGCGCUUUAUGCUCACGGCUACCACCAAGAAGCGAUUCAUCUAGCUAUUGAUAUAGCUCGUACCUUAAGAUUGCAUAUGCCUGGAAUAGAUGAAUCCUCUACUGAUCAGCUUGGAUGUACCUCUGAUGUUGAUGUAGAGAGUACCAUGAAGGAAUUCAAAGUUAAUACCGAAAAAUCUGCUCAAACUCUCGAAUGUCUUGAAAAGGCGUUUACGAUAGCUCAGAUUUUACGUGGUCAUAAUGACUCCUUCUUGUUUUCAUUCAUACUUGGAAUUCUAUUCGCUCCUAAGCAACCGAUGACCAAUAAACUCAAUCAAUUCCGAGAACAUCAUAUUGAGUGUGAACUUAUUGACAUUAUGAGGAGCAUUCCAAUCGGAGACACCGAGUUAGAAAAGCUACGCAAAGCAUGCCAUAUCAUGUGUAAUAACCGUGAUAAGCAAAUUCCUACAGUUCCUCAUAUUGCUUUACCUCACUUCAUAUACAAAACCUUAUCGUAUACAUUGAAUGCUAGUGAUGUAGAUCAGCCGAAUAAUCCGAGAGUUCGGGAUGUUAGAUGUGUUCGUGACAUUACUGAUGAUGACCUUUGCUUACAAGUUGCACUGGACGCACUUUCCUCUAAACUUUUGGUUCCCGAGGACGAGUUCCCAAUGUUAAGCGAAGUGAUAAGACGACAAAAGGGGGAUCUAUGUAUCGAUCUUUUGACGACUUACAAGGAUUCUCGGGAAAAAAUUGCUCUUGUGAUGGAUAGAUACUUGGAUCCUCAUUAUCAUAAGAUGUAUAGCCAACAUGCUUCUAAUGCCGCUUUUUUCCUCAAGAAAGAUUCUCAUCCAAACCCAGAAACUAGAAACAACGUUGUUCGGCGUCCACCAUAUCCACUUAAUGAAAAUUAUUUCUCCGAAGAAGAUCAUCAAUGUCUCCGACCAUCCAAAGCAGGUAUCAAACGUUGGAGGUUGAAAAAAAUUGAAUAUCCUACGGAAGCCCAUGCUCAAUAUAUGACAGAAUUGUCCAAAAGAAUUGUGGAAGAAGCAGGAGGAAAUCAGAAUCCGGUAGUCUUUGCACCGUUGGGAGCAAAUGCUGCUCAAGGUCCACAUCGUAACUUACGUAUGUGUGGAAUUUUAAUAUCAUUGUAUGGCCUUGGUCUCCACAAUAAGGUUUCUCCGAGUUGGCGUACAAGAACUUACAACACAAUAACAUCCUGGAUUAAUGGGCAAGCGAUCGAAGUUGGUGCUUCGGCAAUUGAGAUGAUCCGUGAGGUAUGGGUUGGUCACUUCACAGCCUCGGAAAUAGCAUCAUUGGCAGAUAAAGCAAGUAGUGAAUCAAGAGAUCCCACAGUCAUCAAGGAGGCUGCUGCACUAGCUCUGUCAGUUCUUCCUUAUGCAGAGAAACUUUCCUCCACUGAAAUUUCCAAAGCUCUGAUGCAAUGUAAAGAGCAGGAUAUAUCCAUGCUAGAAAGCGCAUGCUUAGCACUCAAAGAGGUAUAUGUGAAGCAUAAUCUACCGGCAACAACGAUGUGGCAAAUUGCCCAUCAUUGGGAAGAGUUGUACACUGAUCAACACUCUAAGCAGAAGAAACAGCUACUUCAGCAACAACCUCAAGGUGCUGGUAACUCUUUGCCACUACAUAUGCAACCUCCUAUUCAUCAGUUCAUUCCUCCUCCACAACAUUAUAAUAUGUCACAACCUGUGCAAAAUAUGCAUGUACCGCAUUUUCAUCCGAAUAUGCAUAACAUGCAGUUUGUUAAUUAUAAUCAGAAUAGUAUGAUAACCAAUGUCCCUUCUGGUCCUAUGCCACUAAUACCUUCGUUCAAACCGCCAGGCCUUCAUCAAAGCCAUUCUGCUCCGCAGCUUUCCUCAGUACCUACCCAACAACCUGGUGAACCUGAUAUGCGUCUAGUCCUUGCUCUUCAAGCUGGUAUUAGAGCCAUUGAAAGCAUAGGCUCAAACUCCAAUACGGAAGAUUCUCGGACACGAUACGCAGUGACCAGCAUGCAUACUCCAGAUAUUCAAUGGCUCUUUUCACUAUCUUUGAAGUUAGGUCCAUACUAUACGACCAAUUUCUUAGAAUGCUGUGCUCGAAAUUUGAGUUCACCGUUCACCUUGUAUAGUCUGGGAAUAGAAUCCAUUACUCUGGACAAGCAGUUUAAGUUGUUGCCUCAACUUAUUUACGGCCAAAUAGAUCAAAGCAGCAUGUCGAAACAAUUUCAUCAAAAUUACGGACAGGUACGCAAUGCAAUGCUGGCUCACUACCACCCACUCACCGCGGAAUUGUUCGAACGAGCUGUAGAGCAGUUCUUCGUCGCAAUCACCACUAAGCUCAAUUUUAGUCGUUUCAGCAGUAGUGAUAGGGAAGACGCAACCCGGCUUUUACAAGCAGCCUAUGAGGCUCUUCAUUGUGUUCCGGGAACCGGAAGAACAAUAUUUGAAGACCUUUGUAGACAAGCAAAGAAACAAAAAUCCGGGAAGAGAGAAAUGGCUUCGGUGAUAAACGAGUUGUUAAAACGAAAUCCAAGUUUCCAUUACCCCACUUCAUAUUCAUAG